UCGGCCGGCGACGGCGAGCCGCGCACGCCGCUGAAGCCUGCCAUGGGCGUGUCCAUGAUCGGGAAGCAGCGGCGCACACCCACCUCAGCGUCGUCGUCGCCGCACUUUGUGUUCCCGCCGGGCCCGCUGUCGCCGCCGGGGCUCAGCAGCGGCUACGGCUCGCUCAGCGCCUCCACACACACGCUGCCCGGCGCCGAGACGACCGGCAUCAGUCGGGGCAUCGCGCACGCGCCGCCGCCGCCGCCGCCGGCCGGCCAGCUGGCGCCGCUGGCCAAGUCGCAGACGAGUCCACAGCUGGGGGCCGGCUGGGCGUUCCGCGUGCUGCCCCGGUACGGCCUGCAGUACCCGCCCGUCUUCACGCCCGACACGUACUCGCUGGCGCAGAUGACGGAGCUGCAGCGGGCCGACUCACCGGCCGCCGGCGAGCGCAGCUUCGCCGACUCGGCCACGCAGACCGAGGCCGGUCGGCCGGCGCCGGCGCUGGCGGCGCCGCCGGCCGACGCAGGGGAAGCAGGCGGAAGUUGACGCCAUCAGCCAGCUACUGCGCACGCCCGUCACGCGCACCCGGCUGCAGCGCUGGCUGGCCCAGAACCAGGACAUCAUGGCACCGGCGGC
This is a messenger RNA of Pollicipes pollicipes, 615 nucleotides long. RefSeq names its product protein transport protein SEC31. The coding region runs from base 43 to 525 and encodes 160 amino acids. Lineage: Eukaryota; Metazoa; Arthropoda; Thecostraca; Pollicipedomorpha; Pollicipedidae. The transcript is spliced from 3 exons. The record is from RefSeq and is a predicted model, not a curated record.